GGAGUUACUAGCGUCCAAGCGUAAAGAUAGGGUGCUAGACCAGACGGUGAGUUAGGAUAGGAUGGGCAUGGCUAUCAAAUAAUAGCCUCAGGUAACUAGUGGAAAUGCCUUGCGACCGGUCGGCAAGAACAGGAACGUCGUAGGUAUAGGUAAUCAUCAUUGUGUGGGUGGUGCGAUACACUCUGACGGGCGUUCGGGAGAGGCAAGGGACGUGGGCCAAUGAGAGCGGUCGGAAAGCCAGACUAGCCUAGCCCGUCCGGGUACUCGACUUCCACCUCAAACCACAGUCGAACAUCGUCUGUCUCUUCCAUCGCGACUCUCGAUCACCUCCCCCCUCUAUCCUUCACGCUUCAAUUGCCCUCGACCCUGAGGAAUUGGCUCUCUCGCUUCCAAGAGAGUCGUUUUUUAUCCCCAAUUCAUUUUUAAUCGCCCACCGGCCCCCUCCACACACAAUGUUCCUUCCCUCCGUCGCUCGGGCUGCUACUCGCAGCUCGGCCAUGCCCACCACUGCCAUUCGUUCCUACCGCACUAUUUCUAGCCCCAUGGCUUGCCUCAAUGCCCGCCCUCAGGCUGAGAAGAAGUCUAUUGCUUCCCAGCAGACCCGCGCCUCUUCCGAGCACGCCAUUGCCAAUCCCACACUCGCCGGUAUCGAGAAGCGCUGGGAGGCCAUGCCCCCCCAGGAGCAGGCUGAUCUGUGGAUGCAGCUGAGGGACCGUAUGAAGGUCGACUGGCACCAGAUGACCCUUCAGGAGAAGAAGGCUGGUAUGUUUUUGCAGUUAAUUGCGAUUGGUUUAUGUUCCAAGGUUGCAUCAGAAUUUUGCUAACGACCGCUCGCUCUCUCUUUUCUUUUUUUUUUUCUUUUUUUUUGAAUUUGAUAGCCUACUGGAUUGCUUUCGGACCUCACGGCCCCCGUGCCCUCCCUCCCAAGGGUGAGAACCUGAAGAUCUUUAUCAAGGUCGCUCAGCUCGU
Aspergillus ochraceoroseus IBT 24754 is the source of this 969-nucleotide messenger RNA. RefSeq lists its product as uncharacterized. Gene Ontology annotation, biological process: mitochondrial electron transport, cytochrome c to oxygen. Lineage: Eukaryota; Fungi; Ascomycota; Eurotiomycetes; Eurotiales; Aspergillaceae. The transcript has a single exon. The record is from RefSeq and is a predicted model, not a curated record. Bases 453 to 824 code for a protein of 123 amino acids.